Messenger RNA from Apis dorsata (giant honeybee), 3737 nucleotides. RefSeq names its product whirlin (gene dysc). The record is from RefSeq and is a predicted model, not a curated record. Gene Ontology annotation, cellular component: stereocilia ankle link complex; cilium; stereocilium tip. The transcript has 16 exons. Gene Ontology annotation, molecular function: protein binding. Bases 569 to 3394 code for a protein of 941 amino acids. Lineage: Eukaryota; Metazoa; Arthropoda; Insecta; Hymenoptera; Apidae.
GCGAGUGCAUCCAGCACCCCUAUUCACAACCCCGCGCGGAAACCUUCGCGUCACCGUUACUGCGCCGGCGAGUUUGCGCUUUGAACGUCCGCCACGUUUCCGACUCCAACCCCUAGACGGCAGCUGUGUGUCGGGUUAUAACGUAGCCCUCCCCGUCCCCUCGAAGGCCGCCCCCAGCCACCGAUUGAACCGGUGAACCGAAGGAGUCGAAGCAACCCCCAGCUAAGCCCCCGAGAGGCAGUCGUGAGCUUGGUGCCGAGCUGGGGCGAUGCUCGUCGCUCGCGUGUGCUUCGCGAUUGCACCGAGUGCUCGCCAUUCCGUGUCGUUACGCGCGUCGCUCGCCCCUAAUCGACAUCGUCGCGCCCGAUCCACGUCGCCGUCGUCUCAGCCCUCAACUUCUCACGGAUCUUCGCCGACGUGGUGCCCGUCGCUGUCCCCGUUGAGGCUGGUGCCGCAACGAGGCCCNNAGGUGCAACGACCGUGCGACCAUCGGACAGCCGCACGUGAGCACGGCCCUGGAUUCGACGCGAGAUGAGAAGAAACGUCUGACAAAACGGAUCCCAAAGGCAUGGCCAGCAGCACGGAGGAUUACGGGUCGGAAUUACAGGAGCUGCAGUGGGGUGGGGGCGGGGGGUCCCACUUCCUGCGUAGCGGUUCCCACUUCCUGAGGAGCGGUACCGGCGGUUGUUACGAAGCCGAGGAUUUGGAGCCGACGAGCAGGCACCAUGGCAGCCAGCACAGGGGAUAUUACAGCCCUCCCGGCACGAGUUACACGAUCGUCGAGAGGCCGCCGAGUGCCCCGCACCACCAUUCGUCCCACACCACCCCGUACAGGCACAGGGGGCACGCCACAGCAGGAUCUGGCGCCAUCUCACCUGAACAGGUGCUUAGACUUUUCGGAAACGGUGUUUCGGAGCGUCGACAGGGGGACAGGAGGACACCGGCCUCCUCGCCUGCGAGCGUUGCCGCGGUGAGAAGCACACCAUCCUCGACGUCCCAGCAACAGCAGCAGUCGCAGCAAUCUCAGCAAUCGCAGCCGAACCCGACCAAUCCCCCGACCUCGCCGAGUUCCCAGCCCCUCAGCCUUCAGGAACUCACCGUAAGGACAAUCACCAUGACGAGAGAUCCACCGGACUCUCAUGGCUUUGGGAUCUGCGUGAAGGGUGGCAAGGACGCAGGUGAGAUCCGAAGUACCUUCAGGCUACCUCCAUCGCCGUACUUCGCGCCUCAAGAUCGAGGGGUGGGUGUCUACAUUUCGAGGGUGGAGGAGGGUUCGGUGGCCGAACGUGCUGGACUCAGGCCAGGAGACACCAUCUUGGAGGUGAACGGCACACCCUUCCGGGCGGUGACCCACGAGGAGGCCCUCAAAAUGCUAAAGUCUUGCAGAACGUUGAGCAUGACCGUACGAGGCCCAGCGUUGGAUCCACGGUGCAGAGGUGGGCAUCCUGUCUGGUCCUCUUCCGGUCGACAACAGUCCUGCAGCUGGAUCGACCGUCAAGGUCGUCCAACCUCGCCACCGCCGCUUUAUCCACCUCGAGACCCUAGGUACGGACCAAGGACGAGAAAGGUCGAGCUCUACAUCGAGCCUGGCCAGUCCCUCGGCUUGAUGAUCAGGGGCGGCCUCGAAUACGGCCUUGGGAUUUAUGUGACCGGGGUCGACAAGGACAGCGUGGCCGAUCGGGCUGGACUUUUGGUAGGUGAUCAGAUCAUCGAAGUGAAUGGGCAGAGUUUCGAGGAGGCGACCCACGACGAGGCAGUGGAAAUAUUGAAGACUAACAAAAGGAUGACACUCCUGAUUCGCGAUGUGGGAAAAGUGCCACACUCUUGCACCACGAGCCAGCCUAUCGUUGUACCGACGACUAGAUACCCUGAACACGAUCCUCUGCUCUUGGAGAGCCCUGGAAACCAUCGACCACCGAGUCCUACUAUCGCGAGCGAUUGGAGGCACAGAAACGUACACAUGGUUUCUGCCGCAACUGCCGCGAUGGUGGAGGAAAAAGCGAGGGUGGUCCUCGCGAGGAGCGAGAGGGCCGCCCUUUCUCAGCUUCUGGCCGACUACAGGACGCGUCGAAUGACAAUCGAGGAGCUGGUUGUCAGUUUAGGCGACCUGCUGAACACACACGAGAAAUUGACUCUGCUUACCGAGCUCAGGGAACUCGUCGACAGCAAAGACAGAGCUGCCUUCGACGAUUUGGUUUACAGGCCUCGAGUAGCAAGGAGGAAAGGUGAUCGCGCUCAUUCGGAUUUAAUAGUGACGCCAUCCCUUCACGAUCUUCCGAGGGGUGUGCAAGGUGGUUGUUGCCGUCCGGGACGACUGGUGGACGUCGAGGGAGAUCCUCUAGGAGUGACAGGACCUCUCCUGCCAAGGGAUAACCAGGAAUAUAGAUCACCCAGCGAGGACAGCGGUCUCGGGGCCGACAUGCCCAGGACCAGAGCUGGGUGCAGGAGGACGCCGCAGCACCAAGUGACCACCUCCGAUCUCGCCCUCUCCAACGACGACGAGUGCGACAACCAGGAUUACGAGGACGAGUUGGAGAACGGGCGUGGACGUAGGCACAGCUCGCCAGGUGGCUCGAGGGGGAACCCGAGGGAUUACGGCCAUCAUCAUCUUCAUCCGGACAAUUUGGAGAGCGACGGUGGUUGCGAUGGUAGCGACGCCGAGAUGAUCGGUAAUGGGAGACGCGGAGGCGGAACGGAAAGGGAUCGCGAUAUGGAGGAGGAUGAGGACGAAGGAAGGGAGGAAAGGAGCUCAGAGGGUGGAGGUGGUGGAGGUUUCGGUGGUUGGAGGUCCCACCUGCUCGGUGGGCUGACGCAACGUGUCAAAUCCUGGUACUGGGGCGCCAGGCCCCUCCUGUGCCCGUUUCAGGAACUCGCGCAAAAGCUCUCGCGGAGCUUCGACAUGCAGGAGGCUCAGCUCCUCGAGGAGGGUGGUUCUGGUGCCGCUACAGCGGGUGCUGGGGGUGCGGGUGGUCCGCCGCGAAGGCAUCACAGCGCCCAGAGAUUGACCAGGAGCGAAAUAUCUGAAAGAAGGGAAGAGGACGGCGCGUUGGUGGUCCCCGAUCACCAGGGCAACCUGAGGAUCACCGUGAAGAAGACCAAGUCGAUUUUGGGCAUUGCCAUCGAGGGCGGUGCCAAUACCAAACAUCCACUGCCCAGGAUCAUCAAUAUACACGAUAAUGGGGCAGCUUACGAGGCCGGUGGCCUCGAGGUCGGUCAACUGAUCCUAGAAGUCGAUGGACACAAAGUGGAAGGUCUCCAUCAUCAGGAGGUAGCAAGACUGAUCGCGGAGUCGUUCGCUAGGCGCGAUCGCAACGAGAUCGAGUUCCUGGUAGUGGAGGCGAAGAAGAGCAACCUGGAGCCGAAGCCGACAGCGCUGAUAUUCCUGGAGGCGUAGCAGGAAUCUCCCACCUCCGAGCCGGAACCACCGUAGCCCAACCUGACCAGAGCUCGGCCCGCGACACACUUGGAGCGUCGUCGACGCUGAACCGACGUCAUGAGAAGCUGAAGAGAUCGAUGAUGGACCAGGAAAUCGAUCAUCAAGCUCGUCGCCGAUCGAAAACGAUGCGGAACGAAGGGAAAUCGACGAGAGUUAGGAGGACGACGAGCUUGCUCUUCAUCUUCAUCGAACGCUCCCGAUUCGACGGUCGAGCUAAUCAUCGGUCAGGUGCUAAUCGAACCUGGCCUUGGUGGUGGGAAUUCUCCAGAGGAAGAAUAAUAAAAAGAGAGAUAAAAGAGAA